AUGGGUCUCGACGAGGAAAAAUUAAAGAAACGGUUAUCGCAGAUUGAGAUUGAUAUCGAUGAAAUGAACGCUAUGAUCGAUGAGAAUUUACAACUAAACAAACCAUUCGUCGAGGGAAAUAUUAACCAUGCCGAUGGUUCAGAUAGUAAUAAUCGAGAAGAAACUGAAGAAAACAAUCAAGAAGAUGAAGCUUUACCAGAACAAAACAUUGACCCUCAGGAAGAUGAUGAUUCAGAAACCGCAGUACCUGAGAUUGACGUUGAUAUUGCUACAGACAGUAAUAAUCAAAUGAAACCAGUUGAUACUCAAGAAACUGACGCUUGGGAAGACGAAGAGAAAAAGGAAGAAGAGAUUGAAUUUGAGAAAGAAGAAGCAGAAGAAGAAGAAAAACACGAUGAGGCAAUUACUGAAGCUAACGAAGAGCUGAAUGAAGGUGACUUCGAAGAUGUAGUUUCAGAGACAAAAUCACAGCCAGCAACUGGGGAAGCGCUACCGGUGGAUGGAAACGAAAGGGAUACACAAAUACCUGAUUCACAGAGCCAAGAAACCGAACAACCAGAAAAGAGCCUGGAUUCAUCAUCCGUCAAUGGAGAAAAUGCUGAAGAUAUUGAUCGUGACGAAUCAUACGAAUACGAAGAAGUAACUGUAACAGAUUCUGAAGAAGAUGGAGAACCUGAGGCUGAAAGCGAACAACAACAAAAGGUUGAUGCUACGAAAUUGAUAUUGCCUCAAUCAUAUACAAAGGACGGAAAUGUUAAACAAGACCUAGAGGAUGAUGAAGAGACCACUGAUGACGACUCUUACGAAUAUGAAGAAGUUACAGUGACGGAUUCUGAUGAGGCAGCUAUUGGACAAGGUGAAGAAGAUGAAGCUGAGGAACAAAGUUCCAAAGACGAAGAAGCUAAAAAAUCUGACCCUGAAUCAAAUGAUCAUGAAAAUAAUGAAAAAACGCCAGAAAAGGAAGCUACCCCAAUUUUGGCAAAGACAGUUGAUAACAUCACUCCAAGCGACGUGGGAGCACCACUACCUGAAGAUAAUGAGGCUCCGAGAGCAAAAGAUAGUGGGGUUGAUUUAUCACUUAAGCUAGAGCCUGAGGUAUUGUUAGCUGCUCGGGAUGCCAAGAAGACUCUACCUAUAACGAAUCCAUUUAGUUCCAGCUCUAGAAAAUCUGUAGAAACCGAAGCGGAAUCAUCAAUUGCUCCAGCAAAUCAAGAACCAGAACCCAAUAGUGUACCAUCACCUUCCCCAGUAUUAACGCACCAAGGCAAAGUAUUGGAAAUGCAAAAAAGACUGUUUCAGCAAUCCCCUGAAUUACAAACACCGGCAAAUUUUGAAGAUAAUAACAACCCAUCCAGAAGUAUAAGGUCUAAUAACAAUAGUUUUACUACGAGAGAAAAACUCCCAAAGAACUCUCAUUUUAACGAUAAUAACAUUGAUUUAAAUAAUGAAUCAAAGAUACAUCUACCAAAGAAAGCUACAUCGUCACAGAAUGCAAAACCAAAAAGUGAUAUCACAUCACCUGUUAUUGGUGGUAAACCACUUGUAGAUAACAACGGGACAAGACGUCCGACGAAUCCAUUCCGUGUUGUAUCUAUCAGCAGUGAUAAAAACAGUGGUAAUAACAGUAGAAAAAGUAGCCAACCAAAUAGUCGUAUAUCGUCCAUAGAAAGGGAAGCGCCAACAUCAUCUUCUAAUAGAUCUAUGGAAUCAGAGGAGGAGGAUGGAGAUAGUAUAACGAAGAUACAGAAUAAAUAUGAUCAAUUGGUUUUAAAGUGUACUAAGUUACAGAAGGAAAUAGAUUAUUUGACAAAGAUGAAUCAUCAAGGGACUUUGUCAAUCGAUGAUACUAAGAAAUUGAGCAAGGCAUUAGAAAAAUUGCAAGAAUACUUGGAUCAGAAAAUGAAAGAGAAAUAUGAAGUGGGUGUUCUACUAAGUAGACGUUUGAGAAGGGAGAUUAACUCGGGAGGGAACGGUGAGUUUUGGAUAGGAAGAAAAUGA
This is a messenger RNA of Naumovozyma dairenensis CBS 421, 1998 nucleotides long. It is a transcript of the gene BNI5, whose product is annotated as Bni5p. Lineage: Eukaryota; Fungi; Ascomycota; Saccharomycetes; Saccharomycetales; Saccharomycetaceae. The transcript has a single exon. The record is from RefSeq and is a predicted model, not a curated record. The coding region runs from base 1 to 1998 and encodes 665 amino acids.